AUGCUCGUAGGCCAUGCCAAACCGGGUGGCAGCAGCAGCGGUGUCUCGAAGGAGACCCGCGAACUCAUGGCUCGGCGUCGCGCUGAGCUAGAAGCCGCCGUCCGAGAUGAGGAGCGCGUACACGUUCAGGGCCGCUACGUGACGGAUAAGAAUGCCCUGCGCAACAAUGAAACACGGCGUCGAGAACGCCUGAAUCGCCAGGCCUCAAAGAAACUUGCUCAUGCCAGCCUCUAUCAGCGGUGGGAGUCAGAAGACACAGGUGUAGAGUUGGAGGAACGCGAAGUAGCGGACCGCAUCACACAGGAGGAUAUUGUGCAAGCCGUGGACCUCCAGACCCAGAACAAAAGGUAUGAGCUCCAGCUCGACAAGCUAGGACCUUAUAAAAUCAACUUCACAGCGAACGGCACACACUUACUACUCGCUGGGCUACGUGGUCACCUCGCGAACAUUCGCUGGAAGUCGUUUCAGCUUGAAGGAGAGACCCAACUUAAAGAUAAGCUCAACGAUGCGAUUUUCCUAGUAGACCACACGAUGACCGCUGUAGCACAAAAAAAGUACGUCUACAUGUAUACCAAAGAGGGAACCGAGAUGCAUAUUCUCUCAAAGUUUGCACACAUGGACCGGCUAUGUUAUUUGUCUAAGCACAUGCUACUCGCGGCGACCUCGUCUGUCUACAGCGUGAUGCAAUACCUUGACAUCAGUACCGGGGUUGAGUUGGGCUCCAAGGCCCCGGCUGUUAUGCGGGAUCCAGCCUCCUGUCUGGGGGUGAACCCUAGCAAUGGCGUAGUGGCGUCCUGUGAUCUGCGUGGCGUACUGAAGUUUUGGUCCCCGACCGUCGUCGACCCACUUGUGCAACUUAAAGCCCACAAAGGUGUCAUCGAGGACAUCUGCUUCCAUCCCAACGGACGGUUCUUCUUGACGCUUGGGGGCGACCACAAGCUCAAAGUGUGGGACUGCCGGACCCUCCGCGCGCUGGAGGAGUACGCCAUCACCUACGACUUCCACACGAUGGACAUCUCCGCCAAGGGGCACGUUGCAUUGGGUGGGGGCACCAAUAUUCAAAUCUGGCGGGACAUGUUCACACCGAAAAAGCCCAACGCCCCAUAUAUGAAGUUCGGCCUUGGGUACGGUAAGAUUGCUCAUCAGGUGAAAUUCUGCCCGUUCGAAGAUGUCCUGGGUGUGGGACACUCCAAGGGAUUCACCUCGCUGUUGAUCCCAGGUUCUGGCGAACCGAAUCCAGACUUUUUCUAUGCUAACCCGCACGAGACCGACCGUCACCGCAAGGAGCGCGUGGUCACGAAUUUGUUAGACAAGCUCCCGCCGGACACCAUAUCGAUGGAUGUGCAGAUUGCUGGUGUCGAUGAGGCACGCCUCGCUGAGUACACGGAAAACGUCCGCCUCAACCGCAAGGCGAGGGCGAUUCGCGAGAAGAAGCAGCGUCGGGCCGACCGACAGGUAGCCGACGCCGCGCCGACGGGGCUGCAGGUCGGUCACGACGAGGAGGUCGAUGAGGAUCUCGGCUACAAGGAGAGACCCGCGACGCGGGAUCUCAAGACGAAGCAAGAGAAGGCGAAGGAGCGGAAGAUGCAGCGGUGGGACAAGAAGGAUAGCACGGAUAAGGUGCGCAGCAAGCAGACCAUGCGGCAGUCUCGCCUUGUGCAGCAAAAACGUAUGCAACGCAUGCGUGAGGGGCGGUACGGCAAGUAUGAUAAGGAUGAUCUGAAUGAUGAGGAGGUGGCGGCUCUAGAGGAAGAGGCCAAUAAGCGGAAGCAACAAGAGAAGCGGCGGCGGAAGGAAGCCGAACACGCUGCUGACGAUAUACGAGAACUCAUGCGGAUGCAGAGCGGAAAAUCACAAAGGCAGGUCCGGCGCACGCGAACAGAAGCAGGGCUAGAGAAAAGGGGUGGUAGAGAGCAAAGUGAUAAUAUGGAGAGUGAUGCCACUUUCUCUAAUGCAGCGCUUAAGCGCCUUUUGUAG
This is a messenger RNA of Phytomonas sp. EM1, 1977 nucleotides long. Lineage: Eukaryota; Euglenozoa; Kinetoplastea; Trypanosomatida; Trypanosomatidae. The record is from the annotation of a GenBank genome assembly.